AUGGACAAACCAUUGAACGUUAACAGAUUAAGAACCCAUUUUUCACUCAUUAAAUUAAUAGCCUGGACCUGCAUUUUCCUUGGCCUAAUCCUCUUCUUCUCUUUACACUACCCUCACUCAAGUUCCAAUAAGAGACGGAGUGAUUUAGAAGGCCCUGAUUGGAAGAACCAGAUUAUCUUUUCGGGUCGACCCAAAUCAAGAACUGGGUUCCGGGUUUUGGUAACUGGAGCCGCUGGAUUUGUUGGAAUGCACGUGUCCACUGCACUCAGGCAGCGAGGAGACGGUGUUGUAGGCCUUGAUAACUUCAAUGGCUAUUAUGACAAGUCAUUGAAGAGAGCAAGAGAGGAAAUGCUGAAUAAAAAAGGUGUUUUUAUUGUUGAAGGUGAUAUAAAUGACGGUGCUUUAUUGACUAAGCUUUUUAAAUUAGUUAAAUUUACACAUGUAAUGCAUUUAGCAGCACAGGCUGGUGUAAGGUAUGCAAUGAAGAAUCCUGGCUCUUAUGUUCAUAGUAAUAUUGGUGGUUUUGUUAGUUUACUUGAAGUUUGUAAAUCAGUGAAUCCACAGCCUGCUGUUGUGUGGGCAUCAUCUAGUUCUGUUUACGGACUUAAUAAAAAAGUACCCUUUUCAGAGAUUGAUAGAACCGAUCAUCCUUCAAGUCUUUAUGCUGCUACUAAGAAGGCUGGUGAGGCUAUAGCACAUACUUAUAAUCAUAUUCAUGGUUUAUCAAUCACGGGGUUGCGGUUUUUCACUGUUUAUGGUCCGUGGGGAAGACCGGAUAUGGCUUAUUUCUUUUUUACUAGGGAUAUAUUGAAAGGGAAGAAGAUCACGGUUUUUGCUGGGCCAAAUGGAUUUACUGUUUCGAGGGAUUUUACUUACAUUGAUGAUAUAGUGAAGGGCUGUUUAGGUGCAUUGGAUACUGCUACUAAGAGUACAGGGAGCGGUGGGGUUAAGAAAGGGCCGGCGCAAUUGAGGGUUUAUAAUCUUGGGAAUACCUCGCCGGUGCCGGUUAGUAAGCUUGUUAGUAUAUUGGAGAAGUUGUUGAAAGUUAAGGCUAAAAAGGUUGUGUUGCCAAUGCCUGCAAAUGGUGAUGUGCUGUUUACUCAUGCUAAUACUAGUUUGGCGAGGAGGGAGCUUGGCUAUAAGCCCACUACCGAUUUGCAAUCGGGUUUGAAGAAAUUUGUGGCAUGGUAUCUGGAUUACUAUAAGCCAUCUGGGAAGAAGAGUGCUAUGUAA
Messenger RNA from Dovyalis caffra, 1233 nucleotides. The record is from the annotation of a GenBank genome assembly. NCBI's taxonomy places the organism in Eukaryota, Viridiplantae, Streptophyta, Magnoliopsida, Malpighiales, Salicaceae.